Messenger RNA from Closterium sp. Naga37s-1, 861 nucleotides. The record is from the annotation of a GenBank genome assembly. Lineage: Eukaryota; Viridiplantae; Streptophyta; Zygnematophyceae; Desmidiales; Closteriaceae.
AUGCCCUCUCAUUCAGUCCCUCUGCCCUCACAUUCUUUCAAACCCUUCCCUCACAUUCAUACUCUCUGCCCUCGCAUUCUUUCACUCCCUUCAAUCACAUUCAUUCCCUCUGCCACAUCAUUCAUUCCCUCCGCCCUCAGUUCCAUUCCCUCAGCCCUCACAUUCAUUCCCUCCCUUCCCUCACAUUCAUACCCUUUGCCCUCCCAUUCAUUCCCUCCCUUCCCGCCCAUUCAUUCCCUCUGUCCUCACCUUCGUUCCCUUCUUACAUCACAUUCAUUCCAUCUGCCGUGCCAUUCGUUGCCUCCCUUCCCUUCCCGCCCAUUCAUUCCCUCUGUCCUCACCUUCGUUCCCUCCUUACAUCACAUUCAUUCCCUCUGCCGUGCCAUUCGUUGCCUCCCUUCCCGCCCAUUCAUUCCCUCUGUCCUCACCUUCGUUCCCUCCUUACAUCACAUUCAUUCCCUCUGCCGUGCCAUUCGUUGCCUACCUUCCCUCACAUUCAUUCCCUCCGUUCCCUCACAUUCAUUCCCUCUGCCCUCACAUUCAUCCCCUCCCUUCCCUCACAUUCAUUUUCUAUCCGAUCUCACCUCCCCUCCAUAUUGUGAACCCUUCAUCCAUGCCUUCACACCCCUUCCACCAUCUGCCAGAAAUUCCAUUCUCCCCUUUCCAUCUCUGUCCUUUCCAUCUCCACCCUUUCCCCCGAUUCGUCUCCUCCCCUCUGCACCGCAUGCCAUGUGCUCUCUUUCCCCUCAUCUCAGCACCUCCCUUUCCCCUAAACCCAUCUCCUAUGCCGUCCCCCCAUGCCACCUCAUCCCCCUACGCACCUAUCUUCCCCGUUUGCUCUCUCCUCCUUUCUCCCUCUGA